AUGCUCUACUCAGUGCCGUGGCGAGAGAAAAAAGCAGGAGGGCUGGCCGUACCGAAAAUAUCCGUUUUAUUUGAUUUUCGAUAUAAUUUAUUUAUUCUUGAAUAUAACAGGUGCUUAAACACCGAGAAAAAGUUUUUAAACUUCAUACCGGAUUUUGCUACUAUUCGUGAACCGCCGUGCGGUGUGAAUCUUGGUACAAUUGAACCAAUUAAUUAUCCAGCCAACUAUAUGAUUGACACACGGUCUUCAGUUAACAAUAUGGAAAUCAACGUCACUCGUAAAGAAACACACUAUAUAUGUCAAGCACCUCGAAUAGUUGAUAUAACACGAUUCAUUUAUACGACACCAUUCGUUAUUAUCAAUGUUGAAAAUAGUCCAUCAUUAAUGACAAAUUUGCCAGACCCUUUAAAUAUUGGUGAAUAUGAGUAAGUUGCCUCAACUUUUCUGAAAAACAAAGUUCAUUCACUUUCCGUUCCGGGUACUGUCUUUCUGCUGAUAUUAGAAACACAGUGCUCAUUUUAUUGCAAUUAUUAAAUCAAAUAAUAAUGAUUAUUAUUGCGUUGAUGAUCUAGAUUCACGAGGCUGCUUUCGUCAUGAUGGCCUUCUAUAAAUACACUUCGCUCUUUACGUUGUAAAACUGUAGACAGUAAUUGUUUCAUUACUAUUAAUAUCGCUUAAUACUUCUUUCUCUCUUCGUUAAUAAUAUAAUAAUAUUUAUUUUUGAAAACUUUUUCUUGUUUCUUCAUCUAUAUAUACUAAUGAAAAACUUUUUUGAAGCUUAAAACAUGUCACGACGUCUAAUUAUACUUCCUACUUAUCUGAAUGAAUUUUUUUGGUAUCGAAUAUCAGCAAGGAUUACUUGCUAAAAUCGCCUGAAACCCAAGUAUUUAAGCCCAAACAAUUAAGAAAAGUUUUUGUCUUGUAUGAACAGCUGUUCUUUUCUUUUACAUAUGUAUAACUUGUGUUUAAUUAUCAAUUACUCUUGAUAUUACUGUGUUAAUAUAAUUAGUUUGUUGGUUCUUAUCUAUUUAUACGUUGCAAAGAAUGAGACGAAUAUUAACAUCUUUAUUCGACUUGAUUCAAAUCGACCGACGUUUUGAACACCUUCCAUUUAAUUUGGUUUCGAUCUCUAAUGUGUACAACACACUAACUGACUAACAUGAUGUGCCUGAACUGCAGUAAGAAUGAAAUUCCUGAUGAACAGAGUGAUAAUAGAUAGACUGUAAGGUAUUUUCCAAUCCUUUUUUUGCUGCUUUCUUCUUUUGUACUACUUAUUAACAAUCUUGAAAUAUUUGUAAAAAAUAGGAAACUUGAGGUUUACAACGCAUUCUGUAAUACAAACUAAACAUUUUCGGGACAUUAAUUUUUUUCAAAUUGUUCCGAAUCUCGUUUGUCCCGUCGCGAAUUUUUUCGUCCCGAUUUGUCCCGUCCCGAAAAAAUUACGGGACAGUCCCGUUUGUCCCGUUUGUCCCAUGGGACGGGACAAACGGGAGUUUUCGGGAUUCGGAACUAUUUACUGUCGGAUAAUCAAUGUCGUAUAUGUUUUUUUGUAGGGAAUAUAUUUUAGAGAUUGCAGUGAAAAUCUUCUUUUUUUCUCUCCAAUGCCUGUUUUUUUUUCGUUCCAUUUUUUGAUUGUUUUUUACAGAUGUUAUCGAAAAGACUUCACCUUACGUCUCCUUACGACAAUCAUGACAUAUUACAUUCACAGGAAAUAAACGAAUCAAUCUUAAAUCAUUUAUUUCUUUUUCAUGGACUAUCAUCUUCAGCAUAUGCUGAUUAUUUAAUUCAAUCCAACCAUGAAAAUGAAUACAAAAUACUUGAAUGUAUGAAUGAAUACUUUCAAUCUUUAGAUACAAAUAAUGAACUACCAAUUUUAUCAAUCAUUAAAACAUGUACUGAAC
Messenger RNA from Didymodactylos carnosus, 1901 nucleotides. NCBI's taxonomy places the organism in Eukaryota, Metazoa, Rotifera, Eurotatoria, Philodinida, Philodinidae. The record is from the annotation of a GenBank genome assembly.